CUAGAGGCCCGGCCCAGGGUGAGGCCCUACCCAGCCAUUGCGAGCUGUGGGCGCCCCAGGUGUGAAGGAAGGGGGAGAUUCAGCCUGCGUGGGGGCAGAGCGAGGAACUCCGGUCUCUGAGCCCCGUCGCUGGCCUGAGCUGCAGCCCAAUCGGCGGGCCUGGGCCGCCCCCCUGGGGUGCUGAACCCCAUUUUACAGAUGUGCCGCCUGCGCCCCGGAGGAGGCGUGGCGGCGCUCGGCGGCCCAGCCGGAUUCAGGGGCGCGGCGGCCGGGGCCCCGGAGGCCGAGGCGCCCGCCCUCCCCGCCCUCCCCGCUGGGGAUCACCUGGUCCGGUCCCGGACCGGUCGGGAAGGCCGUGGCCUCCUCCAAGCCGAGCCGCCCGCCACCGCGAGCGCCCCGCACCCCUGCCACCGGGCCCCCCACGACGCCGCCGGCCCCGCCCGACGGGGCAGCUGGCACUGGGAGGCCCGCAGGCAGCUGCUGACGAUGUGAGAGGGUCAAAAAUCAGUGGUCACGUGGGAAUAAAGGCUCGGUGACCACCAGUUCUGCCCAGGAGCUCCCCUGCCUCUCUGAGCCCCCGGUUGACUGGCUUGUGCCUCCCCCAAGGAUGGACACACAGACUGUGCUGCUCAUCGUGCAAGCCUUGCUGGUGCUCCCCCUGGCCGACGGAGCCAACCCCGUCCUGCGCUUCGUGGCUGUGGGUGACUGGGGAGGAGUCCCCAAUGCCCCGUUCUACACUGCCCGGGAAAUGGCCAAUGCCAAGGAGAUCGCCAGGACCGUGCAGAUCCUCGGCGCAGACUUCAUCCUGUCCCUGGGGGACAAUUUCUACUUCACUGGCGUGCAGGAUGCCAACGACAAGAGGUUUCGGGAGACCUUCGAGGAUGUGUUCUCUGCCUCCUCCCUCCACAACGUGCCCUGGUACGUGCUGGCUGGCAACCACGACCACUUGGGGAACGUCUCGGCACAGAUAGCCUACUCCAGGAUCUCUCAGCGUUGGAACUUCCCCAGCCCUUACUACCGUCUGCGCUUCAAAGUCCCGCGGUCCAACGUGUCUGUGGCCAUCUUCAUGCUGGACACGGUGACACUGUGUGGCAACUCUGAUGACUUCCUCAGCCAGCAGCCCGAGAGGCCCCGUAAUCCGGCGCUGGCCCGCACGCAGCUGGCCUGGCUCAAGAAGCAGCUGGCGGCGGCCAAGGAGGACUAUGUGCUGGUGGCCGGCCACUACCCCGUGUGGUCCAUCGCCGAGCACGGGCCCACCCACUGCCUGGUCAAGCAGCUGAUGCCACUGCUGGCCACGUACAAGGUCACUGCCUACCUGUGUGGCCAUGACCACAACCUGCAGUACCUUCAGGAUGAGAAUGGCGUGGGCUACGUGCUGAGCGGGGCCGGAAACUUCAUGGACCCUUCGAAAAAGCAUCAGCGCAAGGUCCCCAAUGGCUACCUGCGCUUCCACUACGGGGCCGAGGACUCGCUGGGUGGCUUUGCCUACGUGGAGAUCAGCCCCAAAGAGAUGAGCGUCACUUACAUCGAAGCCUCGGGCAAGUCCCUCUUCAAGACCAGACUGCCAAGGCGAGCCAGGCCCGAGCGCCCACGAGUGCACCACUCUAAGGCCUGAGGCAGAGGGGCUGCCCUGCCAGGGGGUGGCUGGGCCCUGCUGGGACCCGUGCCCAUGGGCAGGCUUUCUCACGGGUCUGCCGGGCCGCAGCAGAGCAGAGGGAGAACCACAGAUGAGGAGCUGGGGUCCCAGGUGGCCCUUGUGAUGAGGAUGCCCAUGUAUGUGAAAGACACAUGGACACGUGUACCAGCCGGAGCGCUGUGCCCCGUAGCCAGGCUUGUCCAACCCGAAUUCCGGGCACUGGGGGCAGGGAGGGAAAGCCUUCUCCUGAAUCAAGCAUCUUUCUGUCACUGCCGAAUAUUCAAUAAAAGCAUAGUUGCAGAGGCUGAA
Molecule: messenger RNA, 1945 nt
Organism: Ailuropoda melanoleuca (giant panda)
Lineage: Eukaryota; Metazoa; Chordata; Mammalia; Carnivora; Ursidae
Gene: ACP5
Product: acid phosphatase 5, tartrate resistant
Exons: 7
Coding region: 608-1615 (335 amino acids)
Biological process (GO): bone resorption
Molecular function (GO): acid phosphatase activity
Source: RefSeq, a predicted model, not a curated record